CAAAACAAUUCCGAGCUCUUCUUCUCCCUCCUCCUUCUCUGAUCCAAUCCAACCUCGCCUCGCCAUCUCCUCGAUCUCUCCUCCUCCGCCACUAAUUCCUACAAUUCAACUCCACUCAAUCGCCCUCCCCGCAAUUGACCAGACAUGCCUUGUAAAAAAGCUCUGUUCUUGUUGUUCUAGUUUGUUGCGAAUUGACGCGAGCUCGGGAUGGCGUCCGAGCAGUUAAUGCAGGGCGGGAGCGGCCCCCGCUACUUCCAGAUGCAGUCGGAGCCGUCCGUGUCGGCGAUGUCGUCCCUCUGGCCGGGCUCCGGCGAGCCCGCUCGGAUGUUCGACGAGUUGCCCAAGGCCACGAUCGUCUCCGUCUCCAGGCCCGACGCCAGCGACAUCAGCCCCAUGCUCCUGUCCUACACGAUCGAGUGCCAAUACAAGCAGUUCAAGUGGCGCUUAUUGAAGAAAGCUUCCCAAGUCUUGUACUUGCACUUUGCACUGAAGAAACGAGCUUUCAUCGAGGAAAUUCAUGAAAAGCAGGAGCAGGUUAAAGAAUGGCUUCAAAAUCUAGGAAUUGGAGAUCAUGCACCGAUGGUUCAAGAUGACGAUGAUGCUGAUGACGAGGCGGUUCUGCUGCAUCACGAUGAGAGUGUGAAAAAUAGAGAUGUUCCCUCCAUAGCCGCUCUCCCAGUUAUUCGGCCAGCCCUGGGUCGGCAACAUUCUAUUUCGGAUAGAGCAAAGAAUGCAAUGCAGGAGUAUUUAAAUCAUUUUCUUGGGAACAUGGACAUUGUUAAUUCUCGAGAGGUCUGCAAGUUCCUGGAGGUUUCUAAAUUGUCUUUCUCUCCUGAAUAUGGUCCAAAGCUGAAAGAAGAUUAUGUAAUGGUGAAGCAUCUACCCAAAAUUCCAAGGCCUGAUGAUUCCAGAAAAUGUUGUUCCUGUGGGUGGUUCAGUUGCUGUAACGAUAAUUGGCAGAAGGUAUGGGCUGUGCUGAAACCUGGGUUCUUAGCAUUGCUGGCGGAUCCCUUUGACACAAAACCGCUGGACAUAGUUGUCUUUGAUGUACUCCCUCCCUCUGAUGGUAAUGGAGAAGGCAGAGUGUCACUGGCAAAAGAAAUAAAGGACCCCAAUCCCCUGCGCCAUGCAUUUCGGGUGACUUGUGGUAAUCGGAGCAUUAGGGUAAGAGCAAAGAGUAGUGCCAAAGUCAAAGACUGGGUGGCUGCAAUAAAUGAUGCUGGACUUAGACCUCCUGAAGGCUGGUGUCAUCCCCAUCGUUUUGGCUCUUUUGCGCCUCCACGAGGUUUGACAGAGGAUGGUAGUCAGGCCCAGUGGUUUGUUGAUGGGCAAGCUGCAUUUGAUGCAAUUGCUUCAUCGCUUGAUAAUGCAAAAUCUGAGAUUUUUAUUUGUGGAUGGUGGUUGUGCCCGGAAUUGUAUUUAAGGCGUCCUUUUCAUUCUCAUGCUUCCUCAAGGCUUGAUGCUUUACUGGAAGCAAAAGCCAGGCAAGGAGUUCAGAUUUACAUUCUUCUCUACAAAGAGGUUGCGCUUGCUUUGAAAAUUAACAGCAUGUACAGCAAAAGAAAGCUCCUUAACAUUCACGAGAAUGUGAGAGUGCUGCGAUAUCCUGAUCAUUUUUCCAGUGGUGUUUACCUAUGGUCCCACCAUGAAAAACUUGUCAUUGUUGAUAACGAGAUUUGCUUCAUUGGAGGUCUAGAUUUAUGUUUUGGUCGUUAUGACAACUCUGAACACAAGGUGGGUGAUAAUCCUCCCACUAUAUGGCCUGGAAAGGACUACUACAACCCGAGGGAGUCCGAGCCAAAUUCUUGGGAAGAUGCAAUGACAGAUGAAUUGGAUCGCAAAAAAUAUCCUCGCAUGCCCUGGCAUGAUGUGCAUUGUGCUCUUUGGGGACCUCCUUGCCGCGAUAUUGCCAGGCAUUUUGUCCAACGGUGGAACUAUGCAAAGAGAAACAAGGCUCCAAAUGAGGAAGCAAUUCCUUUACUCAUGCCUCAGCAACACAUGGUCAUUCCACAUUACAUGGGAAGCAAAGGUAUAGAGAUUGAAAGAAAGAAUGUUGAAGACAGUAACAAGAUUCUCCAAAGACAGGAUUCCUUUACCUCUAGAUCAUCUUUGCAAGAUAUUCCGCUGCUUUUACCCCAAGAACCUGGUAGCAUGGAUACUCCACUCACUGGAAGUCCAAAACCUAAUGGUUUUAGCUCUACUGGUCAUGUAACUGAUCAUCAGAGCAGGAUCAUCAGGAACCAACCUUUUUCUUUUCGGAAAUCAAAAGCUGAAGCACUGGUUCCAGACAUGCCCAUGAAAGGUUUUGUUGAUGACCGUGAAUUGGAGCUUCAUCGCAAAGUGCCUUCAACCAGUGGGAAAAAUUUAGAUUCAGAAUGGUGGGAAACACAGGAGCGGGGUGAUCAAAUGGUAUCGCUAGAUGAAACUGGGCAAGUCGGUCCUCGCACUUCAUGCCGGUGUCAGGUUAUCAGGAGUGUAAGUCAAUGGUCUUCUGGAACAAGCCAAACCGAAGAAAGUAUUCACAAUGCUUAUUGUUCUCUUAUUGAGAAAGCAGAACACUUUAUCUAUAUAGAGAAUCAAUUUUUUAUAUCAGGUCUUUCAGGAGACAUGAUAAUAAGGAAUCGAGUGUUAGAAGCUCUCUAUCGCCGGAUUCUUAGAGCACAUAAUGACAAGAAGCACUUCAGAGUUAUCAUUGUCAUACCUCUCCUACCAGGAUUCCAGGGUGGGCUCGAUGAUGGUGGCGCUGCAUCUGUCAGAGCCAUAAUGCACUGGCAGUAUCGAACUAUUUACAGGGGGAGUAAUUCGAUAUUGCACAAUCUGUAUAAUUUGCUGGGUUCAAAAGCACACGAUUUCAUAUCUUUCUAUGGUCUUAGAGCUUAUGGGAAGCUUUCUGAUGAUGGUCCAAUUGCAUCUAGCCAGAUUGGAAUACUUAUUGAAGAUACGGAGUUUGUUGAUUCUGCCAUGGGAGGAAUGCCAUGGAGCGCUGGAAGAUUCUCUCUGAGUCUUCGUCUCUCAUUGUGGUCUGAGCACCUUGGUCUACGCCCUGGAGAGGUGAAUCGAAUAAUCGAUCCUGUGGUUGAUUCUACUUACAAGGACUUGUGGAUGUCAACUGCAAAGAUGAAUACCGCGAUCUACCAGGAUGUCUUUGCUUGCUUACCCAAUGAUCUCAUACAUUCCAGACUCGCUUUGAGAGAAAGCGCAGCGGGUUGGAAGGAGAAACUCGGAUACACCACCAUUGAUUUAGGAAUAGCUCCUGACAAGCUUGAGUCUUACCACAACGGAGAACUUAGACGGAUCAAUCCCAUGGACAGAUUAGAGUCAGUGAGGGGCCAUCUCGUUUCUUUUCCCCUGGACUUCAUGUGCAAGGAAGAUCUAAGACCCGUGUUCAACGAGAGCGAGUACUACGCAUCUCCACAAGUUUUCCACUGAGCUCUAUCCCCCUCAGCUCCUCAGGAAUGUCUGGGGUUACGCUGUAUCUCACUGUUGCAAAUAGGUUUUUUCUUGGAAGAGAUUUUGCUUCAUCGAGUUGGAGGAAGGUAGAGGGCAGAUAAAUUAUUCUUUGCCUUUCGAGGGAAUGUAACAUAGCUCACAUCAGAGGGAUACUCUUCUCGUACUCAUCUUGCGAUUCUGCAGUUCAUUGCUGCAUGGUCAGUUCUUCGUCGAUUUUUUCUUCCUUCUCUUAUUUAUUUCACACCAAUUACAGUCAAAUUUCGUCAUGUACAGAUUGAAACACAAUGUAAAAUUGAUACUAUAGUUCACGAAUGGUUCAUGGAACCUUUUCUUUUGUUCUCAACGAAGAAACGCUUCACUUUCGGA
Molecule: messenger RNA, 3816 nt
Organism: Punica granatum (pomegranate)
Lineage: Eukaryota; Viridiplantae; Streptophyta; Magnoliopsida; Myrtales; Lythraceae
Source: RefSeq, a predicted model, not a curated record